CGUUGGCGUUGACCAUCCAACUAUCCAUCCAUCUACUCUCUACUUGGCCCAGCAAAGAGUUCAAAAAACAAAGAAACUCCACUCUCUUUUGUCAAACUAAAAAAAACAAGAAAAGAUCAUACCAUGAUUCUCCUCUUCUCAAAUACAAACAACAAGCCCAUGGCCUCAAAGCGCCCUUUUCUAUUGUUAUUACUACUGCUACUUCACAAGGAGUGUGUUGUAGGUUCAAAUUUAGUUGAUUUAGAGCAUGAGGGAGUUCCUUCAACUUCGCCCCGCCCCGAUUAUAGUAGGGAAAGACACUCUAGUAAUUACUGUGCUAUGUAUGAUAUUUGUGGACAACGAAGUGACGGCAAAGUUUUAAAUUGCCCCUAUGGUUCAGAAGCUGUCAAGCCUGAUGAUCUGUUUUCUUCCAAAGUCCAAAGCCUUUGUCCAACUAUAAGUGGUAAUGUUUGUUGCACAGAGGCUCAGUUUGAUAAUCUACGGACACAGGUUCAACAAGCAAUUCCUCUCCUUGUGGGCUGCCCAGCAUGUUUAAGGAAUUUCUUGAACCUUUUCUGUGAGCUUUCUUGCUCCCCACAUCAAAGUCUAUUUAUCAAUGUGACUUCGAUAUAUGAGGUUAAUGGCAACUUGACAGUUAAUGGCAUUGAUUAUUUUUUAACUGAAACAUUUGGGGAAGGGCUGUACAAUUCCUGCAAGGAUGUGAAAUUCGGGACAAUGAAUACCAAGGCUAUGGAAUUCGUUGGCGCGGGUGCUCAAGAUUUUAAAGAAUGGUUUGCAUUUCUCGGUAAGCGAUCAGACCUUGGUCUGCCUGGUUCACCAUAUGCGAUUAAUUUUCGUUCAAGUCCUCCUGUGUUAUCUGGAAUGGAGCAUAUGAACGUAUCUACUUAUUCUUGUGGCGACACUUCAUUUGGGUGCUCUUGUGGUGAUUGUCCUUCAUCUCCUGCAUGCUCCUAUCCUGAACCUUCUCCACCCAAAAAGGAAUAUUGCUCAUUAGUUAUUGGUUUUUUUCAGGUCAAAUGCAUUGAUUUAACGAUGUUUGCGUUGUUCAUAGUGUUGGUUUGUUCUUUUUCCUGGUGGAACAAGUUUCAAAAUACUAGAGAAAUGGAGACUUUAGAAUUUGUUAUGGAACCACUCCUGGAUGAGGGGGAGGAAGGAGAUGUCAGUUAUGUUAAUCUCAUGAUGAAUGAGAUGAAGAUUCACGAAAUGGUUCCUCAAUUUACAGAUGAGGCCCGACUUCUAAUUAAUCAAGGACGCCUGUCAAGUUUUUUCAGGAAAUAUGGUGUAUGGGUUGCUAGAAAUCCUGCUAUUGUCUUGUGUUCUUCAUUAGCAGUUGUUCUUGUACUUUGCUUCGGCUUACUGAGGUUCGAAGUUGAAACACAGCCUGAGAAGCUUUGGGUAGGCCGUGGUAGUAGGGCAGCAGAAGAGAAGAAGUACUUCGAUAAUCACCUAGCUCCUUUUUACAGGAUUGAACAGCUAAUAUUAGCAACAAUUCCAGACUCGAGACAUGGAAAAAAGUCACCUAGAAUUCUGACAGAGAAUAACUUCCAGUUACUUUUUGAUAUUCAAGAAAAGGUUGAUGAAGUUCUGGCAAAUUAUUCUGGGAACUCUGUGGCCUAUAAGGACAUCUGCCUGAAGCCUCUUGACCAAGACUGUGCCACUCAAAGUGUUCUACAGUAUUUCAAAAUGGAUCCUGGGAACUAUGAUGACUAUGGUGGCGUGGAGCAUGUGGAAUACUGCUUACAGCAUUAUGCUUCUGCAGACACAUGCAUGAGUGCAUUUAAGGCUCCACUUGAUCCGAGUGUUGUUUUGGGAGGAUUUUCCGGAACCAAUUAUUCUGAGGCUUCUGCAUUUGUUGUAACUUAUCCAGUAAAUAAUGCUGUGAAUGAGGCAGGCAAUGAAAAUGAGAAAGCAGUUGCUUGGGAAAAAGCUUUCAUACAAUUAUUAAAGGAUGAGAUACUCCCUAUAGUUCAGUCCAACAAUCUCUCUCUUUCAUUUUCAUCUGAAAGUUCGAUUGAGGAAGAACUAAAAAGGGAAAGUACUGCAGAUGUUAUAACAAUAUUAAUAAGCUAUCUUGUAAUGUUUGCGUAUAUAUCUGUGACCUUGGGAGAUGUAAAUCAUUUGUCCACAAUCUUCCUUUCAACAAAGGUAUCUCUUGCACUUUCAGGGGUCAUGGUUGUGGUGCUCUCUGUCCUCGGAUCUGCUGGAUUCUUUAGUUUAGUGGGAGUGAAGUCUACACUUAUCAUAUUGGAAGUCAUCCCAUUCUUAGUUUUAGCUGUUGGAGUGGAUAACAUGUGUAUACUGGUACAUGCUGUGAAACGGCAAAAAGAAGAGCUGAAUUUGGAAGUGCGAAUAAGUAAUGCCCUCGGCGAUGUUGGUCCUUCAAUAACACUAGCUAGUUUAUGUGAAGUCCUGGCCUUUGCAGUUGGAGGGUUCAUCUCAAUGCCAGCAUGCCGUGUCUUCUCCAUGUUUGCAGCGUUGGCUGUUCUUUUGGAUUUUCUUUUGCAAGUUACUGCAUUUGUAGCCCUGAUAGUUUUUGACUUCUCUAGAGCUGAAGCUAAGAGAGUUGACUGUUUUCCAUGCAUAAAAGUUUUUUCAAAAGAUGAAGGUACUAUUCAGAGGAAUCCUGGUUUGUUGACUCGAUAUAUGGAGGAAGUUCAUGCACAGAUUCUUUCAAUUCGAGCUGUCAAAGCUGUUGUGAUCACCGUCUUUGUUGCAUUAUCUUUAGCAAGCAUUGCCUUGUGCACAAGGAUUCAACCUGGUUUAGAGCAGCAGGUUGCUCUUCCUAGAGAUUCCUAUCUUCAGGGAUAUUUUAAUGAUCUUUCAGAGUAUCUAAGAGUAGGGCCACCAUUAUAUUUUGUGGUCAAAGACUAUAAUUAUAGUUCUAAAUCAGAGCAUACCAAUCAGUUGUGUUCCAUUAGCCAGUGUGAUUCAAACUCUCUUCUAAACGAGAUUUCAAGAGCAUCUUUGACACCUAAGACUAGUUACAUUGCAAAGCCAGCUGCCUCGUGGCUUGAUGACUUUCUUGUAUGGAUGUCACCUGAGGCUUUUGGCUGUUGCAGGAAAUUUGUAAAUAAUAGCUAUUGCCCCCCUGAUGAUCAGCCUCCUUGCUGUUCCCCGGAUGAAGGUCCUUGCGGCUUUGGAGGAGUCUGUAAAGAUUGUACAACUUGCUUUCUCCACUCAGAUCUAUACAAUGAUCGUCCAUCUACCGUCCAAUUUAGAGAAAAGCUACCGUGGUUUCUCAGUGCUUUGCCUUCCGCGGACUGUGCUAAGGGUGGCCAUGGAGCAUAUACUAGCUCUGUCGAUCUUACUGGUUAUGAAAGUGGUACUAUUCUUGCCUCAGAGUUUCGUACAUAUCACACACCGCUUAAUAAACAAGAUGAUUUUGUUAAUUCAAUGCGUGCUGCACGAGAUUUCUGCUCAAAAGUAUCAAGUUCCUUAAAGAUCAAUGUCUAUCCAUACUCCGUGUUUUAUAUCUUCUUUGAGCAAUAUUUGGAUAUCUGGGAAACAGCUCUCAUCAACAUCGGCAUAGCACUUGGUGCUGUAUUCAUGGUUUGCCUGGUAAUGACAUCAAGUGUUUGGAGUUCCGCAAUCAUUAUACUCGUGUUGGCUAUGAUUGUUUUAAAUCUCAUGGGUUUAAUGGCUGUUCUAAAAAUUCAACUGAACGCUGUCUCUGUUGUGAACCUACUAAUGUCGAUUGGAAUCGCUGUUGAGUUUUGUGUUCAUAUAUUACACGCAUUCUCGGUAAGCACUGGAGAUAGAGAGAAAAGAACCAGGGAGGCAUUGCAGACCAUGGGAUCUUCUAUAUUAAGUGGAAUCACAAUUACAAAGCUCGUUGGGGUUAUUGUCCUUUCUUUUGCAAAAUCGGAAAUUUUUGUGGUUUAUUACUUUCAGAUGUACUUGGGGUUGGUGCUUAUUGGAUUCUUGCAUGGCUUAGUGUUUUUGCCAGUUCUAUUGAGUGUAUGCGGGCCACCAUCAACAGUUGUGACAUUGCAGGAGAUUGAGAGGGUCUCAUUUACUGAUCGAUACGAAGAAAAUGAUGAACUGUAGUAUUAUGGAUCGAUAUGAAGCAUAUGAUGAACUAUACCAUUCUGUUGCAUAGGAGACAUCCAUGGAGGUGUAUGUAUAGUACUUUAGCUAGCUAACUGUAAUCUCAUCUACAGAAGAUUGCAUACAACUGAUUAAUCCAAUAACCUAAAUCAUUCAUGUAUGUAAUAUAGAGUUCCACUUACUGUC
Molecule: messenger RNA, 4233 nt
Organism: Daucus carota subsp. sativus
Lineage: Eukaryota; Viridiplantae; Streptophyta; Magnoliopsida; Apiales; Apiaceae
Exons: 39
Coding region: 124-4047 (1307 amino acids)
Biological process (GO): sterol transport
Cellular component (GO): membrane
Molecular function (GO): lipid carrier activity; sterol binding
Source: RefSeq, a predicted model, not a curated record